CCCUGAUGACGUCACCCCCGAGGAGUCACGUGACCGCGCUCAGUCCUGUGUCACGUGACCGCGCAGACCUGUGGCUCGUGUCACGGAUGAACGUGUCCUGGUUCUGAUCCUCCGGUACCGGCCUGCACCGACCACCGCCCUGGAGGAUGCAGGCUGGCGUGAGCUCCUCCUCAGGAUGUCGGUGACUCUCAGGUUCUUCUGUUACGGUUGCCUCCUCUCCUCCGUCACCUGGUCGCUCCUCCUCCUCCUCUACUUCCACCUGGGCUCCUCCCACAGCCGCUCCUCUCAGCCAAUCGGAGGCAUCCUGGACCGGAGGGGGGCGGGGCGACGGGCCGCGCCGGCCAAUCAGGACGCAGAGCUGUCUCCAGAGAUGGGGAUGAUCUUUAACGAGCAGGAUCAGGAGGUGAGGGACAGUGGGUACCAUCGUCACGCCUUCAACGUCCUCAUCUCCAACAGACUGGGUCCCCACAGAAACCUGCCAGACACCAGGGGACCACAAUGUUCCGCUCUGUCGUUCCCUCCGUCCCUCCCGUCGGCGUCCGUCGUCAUCUGUUUUUUUAACGAGGCUUUCUCGGCGCUGCUGCGGACGGUCCACAGUGUCCUGGACCGAACGCCGCCCGUCCUCCUGCACGAACUCAUCCUGGUGGACGACCACAGCGAGUUAGAGGACCUGAAGGAGCCUCUGGAGCUGCAGGUGUCGGAGCUCAAAGACAAAGUGAAACUCGUCAGAAACGACAAACGAGAAGGACUGAUCCGCGGACGAAUGAUCGGAGCGAGCCACGCCACAGGGGAGGUUCUGGUCUUCCUCGACUCUCACUGUGAGGUGAACGUGUUUUGGCUGGAGCCUCUUCUGUCUCUGGUGGCGUCUGAUCGUCGGACGGUCGUUUGUCCCGUCAUCGACAUCAUCUCGGCCGACACCCUCACCUACAGCCCCUCCCCCAUCGUCAGGGGCGGAUUCAACUGGGGCCUGCACUUCAGAUGGGACCCGGUGCCCCCCGGCGACCUGCAGGGGGCGCAAGGGAGCACCAGGCCCAUACGGUCGCCCACGAUGGCGGGGGGUUUGUUCGCGAUGGAGCGGAGAUACUUCAAUGAGCUCGGACAGUACGACCCCGGGAUGGACAUCUGGGGAGGAGAGAACCUCGAGCUGUCCUUCAGGGUAAGACCUGGACCAGGACCAGACUUGGACCAGACUGAACCAGACCUGUGUGGAGGCCUCUCUCUCUCUGCGGCUCUGAUCUGGAUGUGUGGGGGGCAGCUGCUGAUCGCUCCGUGCUCCAGAGUGGGACACAUCUUCAGGAAGAGACGUCCGUACGGAUCUCCAGGAGGAACCGACACCAUGGCCCACAACUCGCUCAGACUCGCACACGUGUGGAUGGACGAGUACAAGGAGCAGUACCUGUCUCUGCGUCCGGACCUGGUGGGGCGUUCAUUCGGCGACGUGAGCGAGCGACUCGAGCUCCGGCGCCGUCUCCAGUGUCGCUCGUUUAAGUGGUACCUCCAGAACAUCUACCCCGAGAUGAGCUCCUCAGGACACAAGAACCCACCAGGACUCGUCCAGAAGGUCCUGAAGAGGCCCACGGUCACACACCGAGGACGGUUGAGGAACGUCGGUUCUGGUCGGUGCCUCGUGGCUCAGGGUCGACCCACACAGAAAGGAGGAGCUGUGGUCCUCAGACCAUGUGACCCCAGAGACCCAGAACAGGAGUGGGCUCUGGACGAGGAGGGGCAGUUGGUUCUGGCCGGUCUUCUCUGUCUGGACGUGUCUGAAGUUCGGACCUCGGACCCGCCCAGACUCAUGAAGUGCCACGGGUCCGGAGGGUCCCAACAGUGGAGCAUCGGGAAGUCCAGCCGGCUGUACCAGGUCUCUGUGGGACAGUGUCUCUCGGUGUCGGCGCCACUCGGACCCAAAGGAUACGUUUCCAUGGCGAUCUGCGACCAAUCAGAGGCUCAGCAGUGGCGUCUGGAGGCGUGACCACAAACGGACUACAAACAUGGCCGCCCUCCCGUCCAUCAAAACACAUCCCAGCACCAGCAGAUCUAAAGGACUACAAACAUGAGAGCGCCGGCAGACAUGUUUGUAGUCCUGUGGUCUUGACAUUUCAGUGACGUUACACAGUACGGACUACAAACAUGGAGCCUGAUUUCUUUUAAAUACAUUUGCACCCAGUUUAAUCUUUGAAUCUGAUUUUUACACCGUUUUAACUCUUUCUAAAUCUAAAUGUUUCCUUUAAAUGUUUCCUUUAAAUGUUUUCUUUACAUUUUAGCUGCAAACUUGAACCACAAAAGUCUCUCUGGACUACAAUCAUGGCCGUCCUGUUUUACUUCUUCUGGACUUGUGGACUGUCAUGAGCCUUUUGCACUAAGCAUUUGCUGAAUUAGAACUACAACUCUCUGGACUACAAAGAUGGCCGCCGGCGUGUUGUGACUGAAGCUUUUGUCUCAGAUCCUGUUUCAUUUUGAUUUUGUGGUGAAAUAAACAGAAAAAACAUGA
Boleophthalmus pectinirostris (great blue-spotted mudskipper) is the source of this 2491-nucleotide messenger RNA. RefSeq names its product UDP-N-acetyl-alpha-D-galactosamine:polypeptide N-acetylgalactosaminyltransferase 11 (GalNAc-T11) (gene galnt11). Lineage: Eukaryota; Metazoa; Chordata; Actinopteri; Gobiiformes; Gobiidae. The record is from RefSeq and is a predicted model, not a curated record. The transcript is spliced from 12 exons. Gene Ontology annotation, cellular component: Golgi apparatus. Gene Ontology annotation, biological process: regulation of Notch signaling pathway. Gene Ontology annotation, molecular function: Notch binding. The coding region runs from base 176 to 1972 and encodes 598 amino acids.